AUGAAAGCCGGAGGCCGUAUCAUCAACAUCGGCAGCAUAAUUUCUCGCCUCGGUUCAUGGAUGUUGCCGGUCUAUUGUGCGUCCAAGGGAGCUCUGACCUCGAUGACGGUGGCAAUUUCAGAAGAGCUCGGCCCUAAGGGUAUCACAGCCAACAUGGUUUCGCCGGGGCCCAUCGCCACUGACUUGCCCAUGGAGGGGUCACCAAUUAGAACAAGAUUGAGGAACAAUCAGCACAUCAAGAGGGAGGGCUCACCGAAAGAAGUUGCUGAGACGGUCCUGUUCAUGGCGAGUCCAGGGGCAUCCUACAUCACUGGUCAGGUUAUACAUGUGGACGGGGGUAUUGCUUUCCCGUGA
Messenger RNA from Cladophialophora psammophila CBS 110553, 354 nucleotides. Its product is annotated as 3-oxoacyl-[acyl-carrier protein] reductase. The record is from RefSeq and is a predicted model, not a curated record. NCBI's taxonomy places the organism in Eukaryota, Fungi, Ascomycota, Eurotiomycetes, Chaetothyriales, Herpotrichiellaceae. Gene Ontology annotation, molecular function: oxidoreductase activity. The transcript has a single exon. Bases 1 to 354 code for a protein of 117 amino acids.